AUGUCUUCAAAAGACAAAAAAACAGAUAAAAGAAGAAGUCGUUCUCGAAGUUACGAAAAAGACAACAGUCGUAAAUCAGAUUAUUCCAAUAGAUCAAGUAAAAAUAGUGGAUCUUCUAGUUAUAGGGGUAGUAGAUAUGAUGAUGAACAAAGCGAUUAUAAAGAUAAGUAAAGUCAAUCUUCAUUAAAAGAUUACUCUAGGCCAUCAAAGUAUAGCUAAUCUGAAAAAAGAAGAGAAAGGUCAAGUCGUUCACGUUCACGCUCAAACGAAAGAAAUGAUAAAGGAAGUAGGACAUCAAAAUAUAAUAAUAGCUAUGAAAAAGGAUCUUCAUCAUCAUAUACAUAAUCAACAUAGCAAUCAACUAACAAAAGAGAUACUGGAACAAAAGAAAAUCCAGCAUAUAAACUCUCAAGCGGACCUGUAAUGUUUGUUGGUUCAAAAGGAGCAACAUUAGUCAAAAAAACUCCUUUACCUCCUUCAAGAAAUGCAGAAGGUAAUGGAGGAGACCAAUUCAAGGCUCCUGCUCCAAGAGGGUAAGGAGGUUAAACAAAUUAGUAUUAAGGGUAUUAAACUAGUAAAAGACAAAAUCGAAAUGAAAAUGAAUGGGAUGAUUAUGAAGGUAAAGCAGAAUAAUACUGGUAUGAUUAGGAUGAAAAUGGUAAUUACUUUGAUGAAGCUGAAGAGGCUAUUUUUGUAGGAGAUGAGUAAGCAUUUAGAGCCAAAGAAGAAUAAUUAGAAAUGAUGAAAUAAAAAAAAUAAAAUGCAAAACAAAAUGAAAAAAAUAUGGAAAAUGAUAAGUGGGAUUUCAACAGAAUGGUUGCCUCUGGUAUAUUUAAAAUGAAAGAAGUUAGCUUUGAUUUUAAUGAAGAAGAUGACAAUAGAGUUAGUGUCUUGGUGCACGAUAUUAAACCUAUAUUUUUAGAUGGUAAAAAUAUAUACACAAAACAAAUUGAAUGCGUAUCAGUAGUUAAGGAUGAAAAUUCAUAAAUGGCAAUUAUUUCUAAAAAGGGUUCAAAUGUGCUCCGUUUCUAAAGAGAAAAAGCAGAUAAAACAAAAAUGCGUUAACGUUUUUGGGAGUUAGCAGGUUCUCGUAUGGGUUCAAUAUUAGGAGUAAAAAAAAUAGAAGAAAACAAAGAUUCUGCAGAUUUUACAGAAGAAGGUGAUUUAGAUUAUAAAAAAUCAUCUUAAUAUGCUUCUGCUUUGAUAAAAAAAUAGGAAUCUGUCAGUGAAUUUACACGUACAAAAACUAUAAAAUAACAGAGAGAGUAUCUUCCUAUAUAUUCUGUAAGAGAAGAGUUGUUAAAAGCAGUAGGUGAGAGUAAGGUUUUAAUUAUAUCUGGUGAGACUGGUUCUGGUAAAACUACUUAAUUAACUUAGUAUUUAUAUGAGAGUGAUUAUGCAUCACAUGGAAAUGGAAUGAUUGGAUGUACUCAACCUCGUAGAGUUGCAGCAGUUAGUGUUGCAAAAAGAGUAGCUGAAGAAAUAGGAUGUGAAUUAGGAUAAGAAGUAGGUUAUUCUAUCCGUUUUGAGGAUUGCACUACUAAAAAUACAAGAAUAAAAUAUAUGACUGAUGGUGUUCUAUUAAGAGAAAGUUUAAAUGAUCCAGAUCUUGAAUAAUAUUCUUGCAUUAUUAUGGAUGAAGCUCAUGAAAGAUCUUUAAAUACAGAUGUUCUUUUUGGUAUUCUAAAAAAGGUAGCUUAAAGAAGAAGAGAUAUAAAAAUCAUUAUCACCAGUGCUACUAUGAACUCUAGAAAAUUUAGUGAUUUCUUUGAUGGAGCAUCUAUUUUUGAGAUUCCAGGUAGAACAUUUCCUGUAGGUAUUAGGUUCGAUAAGGCAGCAGCUGAAGACUAUGUUGAUGCAGCUGUUAAAAAAGCCCUAUAAGUUCAUAUUUAAGAGCCACCAGGAGAUAUUUUAAUUUUUAUGACAGGACAAGAAGAUAUUGAAGUAACUUGUUUACUUUUGGCUGAAAAAAUAGCAAGCUAAGAAACAAUUCCCCCAAUUACAAUACUACCUAUUUAUUCCUAAUUGAGAUCAGAUGAUCAAGCUAAAAUCUUUGAAUCAUCGAAAUAAAGAAAAUGUAUAGUAGCUACUAAUAUAGCAGAAACAUCCCUUACACUUGAUGGUGUUAGAUACGUUAUUGAUACAGGGUAUUGUAAAAUUAAAGUUUACAAUCCAAAAAUAGGUAUGGAUGCACUGUAAAUAACUCCUAUUUCAUAAGCAAAUGCUAAUUAACGUUCUGGAAGAGCAGGAAGAACUGGUCCUGGUAUUUGUUAUAGGCUCUAUAGUGAUACGAAUUUCCGUUCUGAUAUGCUUGAAAAUAACAUCCCAGAAAUACAGAGAACCAAUUUGGCUAAUGUUGUUUUACUUUUAAAAUCUUUAAAUAUCGACGAUCUGUUGUAAUUUGACUUCAUGGAUCCUCCUCCAUAAGAGACAAUCCUUAAUUCUAUGUAUCAGUUGUGGUUGCUUGGAUGCUUGGAUGAAGCUGGAUCUAUCACUGAUUUAGGAAGGAAAAUGGCUUAAUUCCCUCUAGAUCCUCCUUUAACUAAAAUGCUUAUAACAGCAGAUGAACUUGGCUGUACAGAAGAAAUUUUAACAAUAGUCAGUAUGCUAAGUGUUCCUUCUGUUUUUUACAGACCAAAAGGAAGGGAAGAAGAAAGUGAUGCUGUUAGAGAGAAACUUUUAAUUUCUGAGAGUGACCAUUUAACACUAUUAAAUGUAUAUGAAUAAUGGAAAAAAAAUGACUAUUCAGGUUAAUGGUGUAGUGAUCACUUUAUUUAGGUUAAAACGUUAAGAAAGGUAAGAGAAGUUAGAUCAUAGCUUAAAGAUAUAGCCAAAUAACAAAAUUUAAAGUUGACCAGCUGUAAUUAUGAUUAUGAUCUUGUUAGAAAAGCAAUCUGCUCUGCAUAUUUCACUCAUGCUGCAAAGAUUAAAUCAAUUGGAGAAUAUACUAAUUUACGUACCGCUAUGCCUUGCAGAGUGCAUCCUUCAAGUGCACUUUUUACUCUCGGACAUGCACCUGAUUAUGUAGUUUAUCAUGAAUUAAUUAUGACAACAAAAGAAUAUAUGAGUUGUGUUACUUCAGUAGAUCCUAAAUGGUUAGAAGAAAUGGGUCCUAUGUUCUUUAGUGUAAAAGAAUAUUAUGGACAUAGAAGAGAUAGAUCAUAAAUUCAAGCUGAAGCUACAAAUAGAAUAGAACUUAGUAAUCGUAUAGCUCUUGAGAAAUAAACAGAAAUGAGAAUAAAAAAGUAAUAAGAAAUGGAAUUAGAAAAAUAACAGAGGGAUUAAUUAGUAGAAAGCAGCAAUAAAAAAGCUCCUAAACUGGCUACAGGUAGAAGGAUAGCAAAUACAUCAUUACUAAAUAGAAAUAUUGAUGAAGAUUGA
Tetrahymena thermophila SB210 is the source of this 3381-nucleotide messenger RNA. Its product is annotated as Pre-mRNA-splicing factor ATP-dependent RNA helicase. Gene Ontology annotation, biological process: mRNA splicing, via spliceosome. NCBI's taxonomy places the organism in Eukaryota, Ciliophora, Oligohymenophorea, Hymenostomatida, Tetrahymenidae. Gene Ontology annotation, cellular component: intracellular anatomical structure; spliceosomal complex. The record is from RefSeq and is a predicted model, not a curated record. Gene Ontology annotation, molecular function: ATP binding; RNA binding. The transcript has 5 exons.